AAACUAAAUGUAGGGGCAAAAACUUUGGUUUUAUUUUGCAUUUAUUUUUUUCGUUUCCAAUCAAACUGAUCGUUUUUUAAUUCUUUAAAAAAAAAGGAAAACAAUUUCUUCAGCUUUUCCUGCUCUUCCAUUUUCUUCCUAGUUUUCCUAGUCUCUCUACUCCCUUUGGAUCGUAGAAUAGCAAAAGACAGCAGCUGAGCGUCAUCGAAUACCCCAGGAGAUCUCUUAUCGCCUUCUCGUCGGAUUCUCUCUCUAUCUAAGAGAGAGUAGAAAAAGCAAGGAUGAUCUGUUUGCUUAUUUGCAUCUUUUUUUCAUUUCGCAAUCAUUUCGCUUCUGAUUGAAACGAAUCCCUUUUUUUCAGUACGUCAAAAUCCUCCUCUUUCCUCAAAAGCUCAAAAAACCGCCUAUUCCAUAUGGUUCUUCUUCCUCUCACUAAAACAGAGAGAUCAAUUUGUUUGCUUCUCUGACCCCUUUGCCGUUUCGCAAUCAUUCGCUUCGUAAUCGACAGAAUCGAAUCGACUCCCUUGUUAUUAGGUACGUUAAGUACCUCCCUCCUCCAAAUCACAGAAUAGCACCGGAUCUUAAACCCUAUCUCCAUAUUUCUUCUAACUAUAGCAGAGUGAGAGAGAGAGAGCGAGAGAGAGAGAGAGAGAGAGAGAGAGAGAGAGAGAGUUGAGAGAGAGAGAGAGACAUAGAGAGAGAGAGAGACGGUGAUUCGCUUGCUUCAUUGCCUCCUCUUUCCUUUCGCAAUCAUUAUAUUGCAAUCGGAUCAAUUCCGACGUUAUUCCGCGUAGAGGUCAAAGUUCCCAAUCCAAAGCCCCGAGCAUCACGGUUCAUCCCCUGUAUUUCUUCUGCUUAUCUCACGACAAUAGGGAGAAGAGAGAGAGAAAGAGAUCGACCUAUUCGCUUCAUUUCCUGGCUAUUCGCUACGCAAACAUUUCGCUGUCAAUUAAAUUGGAUGAUUGAGCCCCGUGUUGUUAGGCAUCGGGAUUCGGAUCGGAAUUGAAGACAUCAAGGAAUAAGGUCAUCGAACUGCCGAUUUGAUUUGAUUUAUCUGAUUCAAAGCAGAUGGGGUCGUUCAAAGGGCACGUGCUACCAGGUAGCCUCUUUCUCAUGGUGGGAGCAUGGCACGUUUGGAGCGCGGCCGUGAGGUACGCCACCGACCCGUCGAUGUUUCGCGUACAGGUUUGGAGCCCGAUGGGCGAAGGGCGAUGGCGACACCUUGAGCUUUACAUCGUCACGAUUGGAGCAUUCAUCGACAUGUGUAUCGAGCUCCUGUACUCCACCCACCUCCAAUUCUUCGUCGGCGGGGAGAAGAUCCUAAACCCUGCUCAUAUGAACGAUUUCGAGCACGGCGGCAUGCUACUAAUGUUUUUCCUCUACGGCACAGUUGCGCUUCUCUCCGUGAAAACCAGUUGGCUUGCCUUGCCGGAGGGCGCUCUCUGCCUUCUAGCUUCGGCAGCCUUCACCGCGGAGUACCUCCUCUUCUACUUCCACUCGACAGCCCACACAGGUCUCGAAGGCUAUUACCACCUCAUCCUCGUCAUCCUUAUCGGCCUCUGCAUCGCCUCCGGCAUCGUUGGCUCUCUCCUCCCUGAAAAUCUUGCCGUCGACUUCUCAAGCGGCGUCUGCAUCACUCUACAGGGCCUCUGGUUCUACCAAACCGCUUUCACUCUUUAUGGACCCAUGAUGCCGAGGGGAUGCCGACUAGACGACAAUGACAUCAAUUGCAUCACACGAGACAGUCAGGUUCGAGGACAGUUCCUGGCCAAUAUACAGCUUUUUUCCCUCGUUUUCCUGGUAUUUGUCUAUGUGAUAGGAUGCUACGCGGUUGCUGUAUCUCGGUAUGGACAUCCAGAGCUGAAGAGAUUACAUGAAGAAGAUGUGGGAGAAGGCGGCGAUAAUGGAGCAGGGAUGGUUGGGCGAUGAUGACCGACAAAAAGGUUCCUUGCAAUAUCUUUCCAUAACUCGGCCUGACAUCGCGUUUGCCACCAAUCGGGUUUGCCAGCACAUGUCCAACCUGACCGUCCAACACUACAAAGACCUCACCCGAGUGCUCCGAUACAUCAAGGGAACAAUCUCCUUUGGUUUACCACUCAAAUCCGGCGAUCUCAAGCUCCAAACCUUUACCGACGCGGACUGGGCCUCCGACAGCUCAGACAGAAAAUCUAUAUCAGGUUUCUGUACUUUCCUUGGACCCAACCUCAUCUCGUGGUCUGUCAAGAAACAAGUAACAGUGGCCAAGUCUUCUACCGAAGCAGAAUACCGUUCCCUCUCUGCCGCCACCUCGGAUGUGGUAUGGCUUAGACGUCUGGCUGCCGAACUACAAAUCCCGCAAGACUCACCGACCUCUAUACAUUGCGACAACAUUUCAGCAAUUGCCAUCGCAAAGAAUCCGGUAUUUCACGCACGGACGAAGCACAUAGAAAUUGAUUAUCAAUUCAUCAGGCAGCACAUUGCAUCUGGACACGUCGAACUCAAGCACAUCUCCUCCAUCGACCAAAUCGCCGACAUCUUCACUAAAGCCUUCUCUCCGGCUCGAUUCAGCUACCUACGAUCCAAACUAAACAUUCAAUCCACGAAUGAUUAGUUUGCGGGAGGAUAUUAGCGCAUAUUACAUUUCUGCAUCUUUAUUUUAUUUACAAUUGUAUCCUUCUCCUCUCUAUAUAUUCAGAACUGUAUCAAGCUCUAAUUAAUUGAAUUCAUAUUUUCUAAAUUUCCCGCUCUCGGUUCUCUGUCUCUCCUUCUCUCGGUUCGAUUCUUUCAAUAAGCAUUACCCAAGUAAAUGCAAUACAAUCUAUAAAUCUCAAAAUUUUUGAGGUUCUA
Molecule: messenger RNA, 2826 nt
Organism: Dendrobium catenatum
Lineage: Eukaryota; Viridiplantae; Streptophyta; Magnoliopsida; Asparagales; Orchidaceae
Product: transmembrane protein 45A
Exons: 4
Coding region: 1069-1929 (286 amino acids)
Source: RefSeq, a predicted model, not a curated record